Molecule: messenger RNA, 4778 nt
Organism: Engraulis encrasicolus (European anchovy)
Lineage: Eukaryota; Metazoa; Chordata; Actinopteri; Clupeiformes; Engraulidae
Gene: nfxl1
Product: nuclear transcription factor, X-box binding-like 1
Exons: 23
Coding region: 40-2823 (927 amino acids)
Biological process (GO): regulation of DNA-templated transcription
Cellular component (GO): nucleus
Molecular function (GO): RNA polymerase II transcription regulatory region sequence-specific DNA binding; DNA-binding transcription factor activity, RNA polymerase II-specific; zinc ion binding
Source: RefSeq, a predicted model, not a curated record
GUUCAUUCAUGACAGUGGAGUGAAACUCUGGUGGUUGCCAUGGAGCCUGCCUGGCGUCAGCAGGGCAGGGGGCGUGGCAGAGGCCAGCCUCGCGGUGCAGGGGCGUCGGCGGUGGCGGUGGGGGGAGGCGCAGACGUCGGUAAGGGGGCCCGGGAUCGACCCCCCCAGAGAGACGGCAAUAAGGGAGACAUGGGAGCCUGGGCCGGCAGGGGGAGAGGGGGUGUCUCUACAGCCCCAGCAGCCCCGGCUGGCCCAGCCGCCCCAGCAUCAAAGACACAGCACUCGGCUCCCCAGAACAGAGGCGUGUCAUCCCAGUCCAAGUUUGAUGAGAUCAGGAAGUCCAAUCAGGCUGCAGCCAUGAGGCUGGCGGAGAGCCAGUAUUCUUCCUCCUCGGAAGAGGACGACGAUGAUGAGGAGGACGAAGGGCAGGGCAAAGGGAGGGCUGGCAAGCAGGGCAAAAUCCUGGAGUCCACCUUCACCACUUACACCAGCCAGACAGGGGGUGACACGACUGAUCUUGAGCGCACCAGGCAGUAUCUGAACGAGGCCUUCCAGUCCGGAGCCAUUGCCUGCCUUAUUUGCAUCGCCUCCGUCAAACGCACACAAGCAGUGUGGAGUUGUGAGCGGUGCUAUUGCAUAUUCCACAUCACCUGUAUCCAGAAGUGGGCCAAGGACUCUGUGUUCCUGGUCUCCUCGGUGACCGAUGAGGACUUUGGCAAGAAGGAGCACCCCUGGCCAUGUCCCAAGUGUCGGCAUGAGUACGCGCCGCACCAGACGCCCACGCGCUACCACUGCUACUGCAGCAAGGUGGCCGACCCCCCUGCCGACCCCUGGCUCCUCCCCCACUCCUGCGGACAGGUGUGCCAGCGCACCUUCAAGCCCCACUGCGGACACCACUGUCUGUUGCUCUGCCACCCAGGUCCGUGCCCGCCGUGUCCUAAGAUGGUGUCGGUGUCGUGUGUGUGUGGCAAGGCGGCGCCCGUGCCCAGACGAUGCCACUCCAAAGCCUGGCACUGCCAGCAGCGCUGCGGGAAGAUGCUGCCCUGCGGAACGCACAUGUGCCAGAACCUCUGCCACGGAGGGGAGUGUGAGCCGUGUCCCAGGGUGAGCGUGCAGCGGUGUGUGUGUGGCCGUCAGCAGUCGGAGCGUCCGUGCGCCAGCCCCCAAUGGCAGUGUGACCAGGAGUGCGGUGCUCCGUUGUCGUGCGGUAACCAUGUGUGUGAGCGCGUGUGCCACAGCGGUGUGUGCGGGGAGUGCCCACGCUCCGGAAACCGCUCCUGCCCUUGCGGAAAGUCAAAGUGUUCGUUGCCGUGUACAACUGACGUGCCGACGUGUGGCGACACCUGUGGCAAGAGGCUGGAGUGCGGCCUGCACACCUGCAGCAUGAGGUGCCAUAGAGGGGCCUGCGAAACAUGCAGACAGGAGGUUGAGAAGCAGUGUCGAUGUGGGCGCUACAGUAAAGUGAUGGCCUGUCAUAAGGAGUACCUCUGUGACAACAAGUGCCCCCAGAACCGCUCCUGCCAACGACACCAGUGCAAGAGGAAGUGUUGCCCAGGCAACUGCCUCCCGUGCGAUCUGGUCUGUGGACGAUCGCUGGGCUGCCGCAACCACAAAUGCCCCUCCGCCUGCCACCAGGGCAGCUGCUACCCGUGUCCUGAGGUGGUGCAGGUGAAGUGUGUGUGUGGCUCCACAUCCCUCACUGUGCCGUGCGGUAGAGAGAGGACCACCAAGCCCCCCCGCUGCAAAGAACUCUGCAGGGCGAAGUCCACCUGUCACCACCCCUCCCGGGAGCCUCACCGUUGCCACGCUGGACAGUGCCCCCCCUGCAGGCAGAAGUGUGAACUGGCGCUGCCCGCCUGCGCCCACCACUGUCCCCAGCCAUGCCACGACCAGGUCAUGGUGAAGAGCGGACGGGCCCCACUUGCUGGGCCAUGGGAGCAGCCCACCUUGCCAGAGUUUGUGUGCAAAGCUUUGCCUUGUCCGCCCUGUCAAGUGCCCAUACCAACGGCCUGCCUUGGCGAACAUGAGGUGAGUCCGGUAGCGUGUCAUAUUAAGGGUCCCUUCCCCUGUGGUCGCCCCUGUGGUCGAGCUCUGGCUUGUGGAAACCACACCUGCGCACUCCUGUGUCACAAAGUCACACACGCCAAGAACGCUGCUGACAAGACAAAGGCUGGUAAGGAGUGUGUGCCGUGUGAGGAGGGUUGCGUUCGGCCUCGUCCUGAGGGAUGCCCCCACCCCUGCUCGCUCCCCUGUCAUAGCGAGGACUGCCCGCCCUGCCGGCAGAUGACGCGCCUACGAUGCCACUGCAAGAUCACAAAGCUUUUCAUCGAGUGUGUGAAGUUAACUCUGGCAGAUGAAGAGGGCAAGAAACAACUCGGCUCCUGCAAGAACCAGUGCCCCAAACAGCUUGGCUGUGGGCAUCGGUGUAAAGAGCUGUGUCACCCGGGAGACUGUACGGAGUCCUGCUCUCAGAGAGUCAAAGUCAAAUGCCCCUGCAAGAGGAUUAAAAAGGAGUUUUCCUGUUCCCAGGCUCAGCUGCCAGACCUGGUUCUCUGUGACGACUUGUGCAAGAGCAUCCUCAGGAAAGCUGCAGAGAUGAAGGAGGCAGAGGAGCAGGCAGCCUUGGAAGAGGAGAGGAAAAAACAACAGGCUGAGCUGGAAGCGUUUGAGAAGCGUCAGAAGGGCCGCCGUAAGAAGGCUCGACGGAACACGGAGGCGGAGCCAGAGGAGGGGGCGUGGUCCCGAUACAAGAAAUACAUGCUGCUGCCAGUGUGUGGCGCCCUACUGGCCAUAGCCACCUUCUACCUGCUGCAGAUAGAGUAGAGGAGACACACACACACACACACACACACACACACACACACACACACACACACACACACACACACACUGGCUACAGCCACCUUCUACCUGAUUCAGAUCGAGUAGAGGAGACACCUUUACACUCUCUCACACACACACACACACUCUGGCCACAGCCACGCUCUACCUGAUACAGAUCAAGUAGGAGAACACACACACACACACACACACACACACACACACACACACACACACACACACACACACACACACUCUGGCCACAGCCACGCUCUACCUGAUACAGAUCAAGUAGGAGAACACACACACACACACACACACACACACACACACACACACACACACACACACACACACACACACACACACACACACACACACACUGGCCAUAGCCACGCUCUGCCUGAUCCAGAUCAAGUAGAGGAAACACAUUUACUUACACACACACACACACACACACACACACACACACACACACACACACACACACACACACACACACACACACACACACACACACACACACACACACACACACACACACGAUACAGGAAGUACCUGCUGCUACCAGUGUGUGGCGCUUUUCCGGCCACAGCCACAGUCUACCUGCUGCAGAUUACAAACCGCAUAGCAACAAGCAACAUAAUAUAACAACAGGCUAACAAAAACAAGCAUAACAACAAUAGCAACAACAACGACAACAACGGCAUUUGAAAGAAGAUAAGAUGAGACGAGAUAGAUGGGUUGUAUUUCAAAGUCGACAAACUCUGUUCACAUCCAUACAACAGUAGUAAAAACAGCAGUAAUGAUUUCAGCUACAGGAAAUAGAUUCUUCUGCCUGCAUGUGGCGCUCUACUAAUGUAUGCCUCAUACAGAAUAAGUAGAGGAGACCACUUACACACCACGGCAAGACAACAUUGCAACCAACAGCAAAGUAGCUAACAUAGUUAGCAGCUAUGGUUUCGAGAAAUGCACCCUGACUUGCUUGUGCUAUAUACCUCACUGCAUUCACUUGCUGCUGGUCUUGGUAAUACCUUACCUCAGAGUGUGGAAUGUUGUUCUACAGCAGUGGUUCCCAAACUGGGGGUCGGGACCCCUAGGGGCCUCACGGAGGUACUGCAGAAAAUAGUAGGCAUUUAAGCUUUUCUUUAAUAUAAUCAUUUCAUAAAUUGGUUGGUUAAAGGAUUCACUUGUAUGAUGAAUAAGUGGAUGAACUAUUUCUUUGAAUUUCAUUCAUACAAUUGAGCAAUAUGAAUUAAAAUAAUAAUAAUAAAUAAUGUCUAAAAUAUUAAUAUAUAAUUAAUAAUAAAAGUGGGUCCACUUAUACUGUUUUUAGUCCGACCUGCACCGGUUACGUUCGGAACUUCAGUACUUAUCUUGCUUCGAACCAACCUUGCGGUUCCUGAACGCUUGGAUUUGUGGCGUGAAACACGCCAGCCGGUUCGAGAUUAGGUGUGGGAACGGGCUCCAGCGCGGUUCUCUGUCGGCUUGAAGGCGCCUUCAGUAGGGAGCUUCAUCCACAACAUCUACAGCUUAAAAGGUGCAUUUCCUUUGUAUUGUAAAUGGCUUGCCUUGACAUGGUGCCACCUACCUUGACACACUUAGAAAUGGUGGACAAACGCAACCAACACACUCACUACCUUGUGAGAUAUAGUGACUGCAGAGGUUCACAUCACACUCACAAGGACACUCAGAAGGACACUUCAAAGAGAGUGGGACACAUGGAUUGGGACAGACCUGUUUAGUGCCUGGAUGGGAAGUCUUACAGUGAUUUGUUUCCAAAACCCUGCUAUUUUGUCUUUCUUUGUUUCCUCUGAAUUUUGUUCUGUUCUUUUUUUCUUGUUCUGUUCAUUUUGUUCUUUUUUUGUUUUGUUUGAGAGAUCCCUGAUGAAUGAAUUGUAGGUUAGAAUCUCCCAUAUGGAAAUGUGAUGCUCGUAAUAAAACAACAAUUACAGUAA